AAGGCCCCGGGAAGGGUGGGCGCUUCCGGUCCGUGAUUCCUUCCCUUUGCUCCUCGGAGACUCCGACGGUGCAGUUCUCGCUGCGAGACGUGCUCAGUAACCAUGGAUAGUGACGAAGAACAUGAUAAAAUCCUGGAUAUAUUUGCUGACAAUUUAUCAGAUAUUCCAAGUGAAAGUGAUGAAAGCUUUGACAGUGGCAAUGAUACAGUUACUCCUUCAAAAAGGCAGACAAUAGUAAUUUCAAGUGAUUCCGAACCUGAAAAUUUGAACAAUUCCACACAUGAUUUUGAGUGUAAUUUGCGUCUUGGUUGCCAAGAUAAUGAUUGGUCAAAAGAGGACUUUCAGCCUAAUUUGGAAAAAUUUGAAGGUAAUUCUGGGGUUACAGUUCUACCAUCUGAUUGUAAGAACAUCAUUGAAGUCACCAACUUGAUUUUUGACAACGAUCUUUUUGAACUCUUUUGUCAUCAAUCGAACAUAUAUUAUAAUCAAAAUUUGGGAAAGCACAAAAUUUCAAAAACAAAAAAGUGGUCUCCUGUUACUCCAACAGAUAUGAAAAAAUUUCUAGGACUUAUAGUGCUAAUGGGGCGUACUCGAAAGGAUACUUGGAAAGAAUAUUGGUCUACAAAUCCAGCUCUGGCAGUCCCAAUAUUUCCUCAGACGAUGACUCGAAAUCGUUUUGAACAAAUCUGGACUUAUUGGCAUUUCAAUGACAAUGCAAACCUGACUAAAUCUUCAUCCAGGCUAUUUAAAAUUCAAUCUGUACUCGACCACUUUAUUAGUAAAUUUCAAACAAUAUAUAAACCUAUGCGAGAGUUAUCAUUAGAUGAAGGCAUGAUUCCCUGGAGGGGACGUCUUCUAUUUCAAACUUACAACCCAGCUAAAAUUAUUAAAUAUGGUUUACUUGUAAGAAUGGUAUGUGAGAGCAAGACUGGGUAUAUUUGCAAUAUGGAAAUUUACACAGGUGAAGGGAAGAAAUUGAAUGACUCUCUUCUGUCACUGCUUCGGCCGUAUCUGGAUUUGGGGCAUCACAUAUACCAAGGUAAGUAUUACGGUAGCAUUUCAAUUGCAGAAACUUUGUUACUACAUAAAACAAGAGUUUGCGGAACAAUUCGAACAAGAGGCUUGCCAAAAUGUUUGAAAGAUGAAGCAUCUACGCUUCAAAGAGGUAAAAUAGCCUUCCGAAGAAAAGGUGACGUUUUAUUAUUGAUUUGGAAGGGUAAAAGAGAAGUUCGCAUUAUUUCAACUAUCCACGAUGCUUCCUCUUGUGAAACAGAAAAGACAAAUUGGCAUACUGGAGAGGAAAUAAAGAAACCAGUUUCUAUUGUGCAGUAUAAUAACUAUGUACAAGGUGUUGAUCUUGCCGGCCAAUAUCUUUCAACAUGUAGUAUCCUUAGAAAACCAAUAAAAUGGACGAAGAAAGUAGUGCUUUACCUGAUUAAUUGUGGACUGUUCAAUUCAUUCAGGAUUUAUCAAGCGCUCAAUCCAGGAAGCCGAGUAAGAUACAAAGACUUUCUUUUAACUGUAGCAACAGAGUGGAUCUCAUCCGAAGUAGAUAAAUCAGCAGAUCCAGAAUUUAGCAAUCCUGAUCCAUCACGUGUUAGAAGUACAAGAGCUCCUCAGAAAGAUCAUCCACAAAGAUUAUCGGGCAACAUGAAGCAGCACAUCCCUGUGCCAAUUCCAUCUUCAAAUAAAAAGAAAUAUCCUACAAAAGUGUGCAGAGUAUGCAAAAGGAACGGUAAGAGAAGAGAAACGCGUUACAUUUGCCAGCUUUGUUUAGUUCCCCUUCAUAUUACACAGUGUUUUACUAAGUAUCACACUUUAAGAAGAUAUUAGCUUGUAGGAACAUGUAAUGAAUAACUUCAACAUGCAAUGGGUAUUUCAUUUUAAAGCAUGCCUUUAACAUUUAUGUAGAACGUUUUAUGUACUCAUUCAGUAGAAACUUACCUGGCCACUAGGUAAAGCUAGCAACAAAACUACUGGUCUGCAAUGUGUUAAGCGUCAGGACCUGGGUCUCCUCACCUGUGAAACGGAUGACACAGUGAGGCACGGCCUGCCUCCUGAAGCUGCGAAAAGAGUGCUGGUGGUACCCCCAGGGGGCGGCAGCACCCGCAGCACCAGGCCCCAGAGAACCAAGGCUGACCUAGCCAUUGGUCCAGCACCUGCUGAACUGAGAGCAGGAACUAGAAACAGGGCAGCAUUUCUGGGGUCAGCUGAAAAGAGAAACUUGGUUGGCUUUUCCUCUAUCAGCAAUUCCUGAUUGUUCUCUUUCUGCAUAUUUAUAAUCUGACCACUUAUCUUCAUCCCUACUGCCAUUCACAGACCAUCACCUCUUGCUUAAGUGGUUUCCCUGUCUCCAGUUCCCAUCCUACUCCCGUUAGAUCAUUCUAAAAUGCUAAUUUGGUUAAGACAUAUGGCUUCCUUUUGCCUCCAGAAUAAAGUACAAACACCUUAACAAGGCUUCCAUCACCUGGCCUCUUCCCACUCCUCCAGCUUUCUCUCACUCUGUGUUCCAACUAUCUUCAAAUACUACCUGAUCCUUUAUCAUACCAGGCUGCUUACCUCAAAGGCUUUUUACAGAUAGAAACAACUUAAUAAACAUUCUCAACUCUGCUCACACAAUCUUGACAUGGUUUAAUCAGUGUCUUCUACCAUACUCUCAGCUCUCCCUUUUUAGCUCUGACAGAUUCUAUAGCUUUCUAUUCAUUUAGUUAUUAAAAGUCGAGACCAGCCCUACCGGUUUGGCUCAGUGAAUAGAGCAUUGGCUGUGGACUGAAGGGUCCUGGGUUCGAUUCUGGUCAAGGACAUGUACGCAGGCUUGAUCCCUGACCCUAGUCGGGAUGUGUGGGAGGCAACCAAUCGAUGUGCCUCUCUCACAUCGAUGUUUCUCUCUUUGUCCCCCCCCCCCCCCCACACACACACACACUCUAGAAAUCAAUGGAAAAAUAUCCUCAAGUGAGGAUUAACAACAACAAAAAAGUCCAGACCAGUGUCAACCACAUCAAUUCAACACCAAUAGGAAUCCCAGUUUGGGGUGAGGUGAAGAAGGAAACUUUUUUUAGUGCAAGCAACUCAGUUGUGACACAGCAUGGCUGUGAAAAUAGCAUGGCUGUGCAACAUCUCACUGGUGAUACAACACAGCUAUGAACACAGCACCGCUGUUAGGAGGCCCUGGGCCAUGCUACUCUGACUAGCUCUGUGCUUCUCUAUAUGCCAGUCUGGUCUGGUCUUCUCUGCUCUGUAGAGAUAUCUUUAUUGUUACGUCUUUGGCGGUUCAGAUCUCGUUAGGGAAAUGCAGUCUCCAGUCCAGGGUGAAAAGAGAAAGUGCACUUUUAGAGCCAGAGAGGAGCUGACAUAUAGACAGAAGUCCCUGCCCAAGUUGAUCCCUGAUUGGUCUAUCUUCAUGAAAAUAAGGGCUCUAGUCCUUGCAGUUUGAUUGGUCCAAAGGGCAUUGUUCUAAUUGGUCAGAAUGGAGUUGCUCUGAUUGGUCAGUAAAGAAGCUGAUGUUAGCUGCACUAUUCCAGUUGGAUCAGGAAACCUCAGUCCUAUUGGUUGAAAUAGGAUUCCAGGAACUUAAUAAGGGCUGCCUCCAAUGGCAGAAACACAGUGCAGGCAGGCACUUGUGCAGAGGCAGGUGGUUCAGUGCACGCUUCUCCCCGAACUGCAGUUUGCAUGAGAGGUCUCUGUGUAGAAAUGGCUGCUAAGCUCUGAUUUUUUGUUUCUGUUGUGUGGUUUGUUUUUGCUUUAAUAUUUUUAUUGAUUUCAGAGAGGGAGAGAGAGCACCUUAUCAUAGCACCUACCACAGAGAACAAAUCACAGAGAAACAUCAAUGAGAGAAUCAUCGAUUGGCUGCCUCCUGCACGCCCCCUACUGAGGGGGUCGAGCCCACAACCUGGGCAUGUGCCCUUGACUGGACUCGAACCUGGGACCCUUCAGUCCCCAGGCCAACCCUCUCUCCACUGAGGCAAACAGGCUAGGGCUGUUCGUUUGUUUUUUAAUUUGAUCCCAGUUCAGCCACCAGGAGCCCAUCUUGGUAGAUAUUCUCUUUCUCAGGGUCCAGACUAGUAUAGUCCACGUUAAAACUUCAAUUGCACAUCAAGUUUUAAGGUCCUUCUUCCCUCAGCACCAACCAGGUUUCAGCAGUGGGACUAUGGGGAACAGGUGCAUUCCGUCCUGUCAUAGAAAGCACUCUCUCUCCCUCAUUUAAACUACUUCCGUUGGGACCUGGAGGAAGGAUUGAGGCGGGUAGGGGGAAAUGGUCAAAAACUCUUUACUAACUGGUCAUCUCAUUGCAGUCAUCUGUUGGUUGUGUGCCUCCCAGGCUAAGACAAACUGGUCAUGGAUACCUUCCAUUUUUGAGCUGCCCAAAUGUUAGCUCUGCUUUUUUGUUUCUGUUGUGUGGCCAGGCCGGGGGACCCCAUCAGGGCAUGAUUGGGACCGGGUAGGGAAUGUUGGAGGUUGGCCAGCCAGGGAGGGGCUGUGGGAGGGCUUCAGGGCUACAGAAGGAGAUGUGAAAAGGCAAAAGGCUUUGGGAUGCUGGCGUGACACACAGUGACAGCUCUUUCCUUGUCGACCCUCCCUCCUUGCUCCAGUGAUCACAGAGAACAAAUCAGCAGGCUUGUCCAAGCAGGAACUGAGAUGUCCGGCCCAUCUCACUCAGUCCCAAUCGGCCAAACCCCAGCAGCAAGCUCACUUACUGGUUAGAGCAUCUUCCCCCUGGUGGUCAGUGCACAUCAUAGCGAGGGGUUGAGUGGUCUUAGCAUAUCAUUAGCAUAUUGCACUUUGAUUGGUUGAGCGGACGACCAGAUGACGGGACACUUAGCAUAUGAGGCUUGUAUUAUAUAGGAUAGGAAGUUCACAUCUUGCUAAGCCAAAUUGUAGGAGUGUAUGGGGCACGGGUACAGUGUUUUGGCCAGGUUCAAGCCUCAGACUAAUGAAAGGACAGGGUCCUCUCAUUGCCACGUGCAAGUCCCAGCUGGAGGGCAGGGCCCUCCCAGCACAAUCAUAGCCAACGGCUGUGGUUGUAAGCUUGAACCUAUGGUCCGAACACGUAGCCCCACGUGCCUUGUGAUAGAGUUCGGGUGCAUGUAGUUGAGUGAGCUUGAAACUCACGAGAAUGCUGUAAACAAUGUGAUCACGCCCCUACUUUGCCUCGUGGCAUCCGCUAUAAAAUAAAGACACGGCUGUGGGCGCUGGCGCUGUCUCCUCAUCAGGGAGCAGCGUCCCAUCGAGACCCAGCUAUUCUCUUGUCUGUCUUUCCUUAAUCCUUUCAACGCCCCCCCCCCCCCACUCGGGAUCACCCUUGGUUGUGCUGGCGUGGCACAAGUGGUGCCCAACCAGGGACUCAGUCCUGGGACCAGGGCCUGAGUUUUGGCUCUAACAAGUGACGCCAGAGCAGGCCCUUUGGCCAUAACAAGUGGCGUCGGAACAGGCCUGUGUUCGGGGGAAUUUAAAAAGAGGUCAGGUGAAAGGAGGCUCCAAGUUGCGCGCAGAGAGUAAGUUUAAAAAACAAAAGUAAAAAAAUAAGUUAAGCUUAAAAAGCAAAAGUAGGAAGGCCAAAAAACAAAAAUAAGGUAGGGAGCUGAAGUGUGGUAAAAUUAGCUCGGUGUAAAACAUGGGAAUAAUGCUUAAUUGAAGCAUUUUUAAAGUCUAAGCGGUCGGAAAUAAGCAGUAGAAAUAAGCGGUAAGAAAUAAGCUGUAGAAGUAAGAAAUAAGUAGAAAGAAGCGGUAGAAAUCGAAAAUAAGCGGCAAGAAGCAAGCGGUAGAAAACAGGUGGUAGGAAAUAAGUAAUUAGGAGGUACAAAAUAAGGCAGAAAUCUCCUAGGUUUUGUUUAAGCCACUGUAAAGCAGGAGAUGGCUGUGGUGAUGAUGUUUAAGGAAGUAAUUUUAUUUUAGACCGAGAUUGUAAGCUCUUGCAGCAGUUGCAUUGUUUCUAGGCUUUGGUUAUCUUUGCAUGUAUGAACUGAUAGCUCCCUGGGACUUCGGGUCUGUGUGAGACGCCAGACUCAGAGUUGGAAGUCUCCGGCUCUGCAGACCGAGGGCUGCUCGUUUCCAUGCAGCAGCAGCUAAAGAAAGAAGCUGAGAAGGGACCAGACUUCCACCGGUGUGGACGGGGCUGAUUUGACUGGGACUGAUGCAGACUCAGUGCCGAGGUCAGCCUUCCAAACAGCCUGAUCCAGGGGACUGGUUUUGCAUCAAUGACAUCUUUGCAUCAGCGAGAUAUCAGCAUGGAGUCAGCUGAAGAAGAUGGUGACUGAGGCCAAGCAAAUGUUAGAAAAGCAAGUGGAAGCUAUGCUAGCGUUGGUGAACUGUCAGUUUUCUGUAAAAUCUUGUGGACUGUCCGUUUUCUGUAAAAUCUAAGGACUCUGGGUAGAAUGUCCUGAAAACGUUAACAUGUUUGUAGUUUGGUUUUGCAUUGGUAUUGUUUUGUUAUUAGCCAGAGUUUUUUUCUCUCUUGUUAACAUUGCUGUGUCUAUAGUUUUGUUAAUAGCCAGAACUUUGUUUUGAUGUUUUGAUGAUGCUGAAUAAUUUGUUUAGAGUUUUUUGGAUAAUGUAAAUAGGUGUAUUUAAAAACAAAAGUAAAGGGGGAUAUAUGGGGGCGCGGGUACAGUGCUUUGGCCAGGUUCAAGCCUCGGACUAAUGAAAGGACAGGGUCCUCUCAUUGCCACAUGCAAGUCCCAGCUGGAGGGCAGGGCCCUCCCAGCACAAUCAUAGCCAACGGCUGUGGUUGUAAGCUUGAACCUAUGUAGUUGAGUGAGGUUGAAACUCACGAGAAUGCUGUAAACAACGUGAUCACGCCCCUACUUUGCCUCGUGGCAUCUGCUAUAAAAUAAAGACACAGCUUGUGGGCGCUGUCGUUGUCUCCUCAUCAGGGAGGCAGCGUCCCACCGAGACCCA
This is a messenger RNA of Myotis daubentonii (Daubenton's bat), 6894 nucleotides long. Its product is annotated as piggyBac transposable element-derived protein 4-like. The transcript is spliced from 3 exons. Lineage: Eukaryota; Metazoa; Chordata; Mammalia; Chiroptera; Vespertilionidae. The coding region runs from base 103 to 1833 and encodes 576 amino acids. The record is from RefSeq and is a predicted model, not a curated record.